Messenger RNA from Sceloporus undulatus (fence lizard), 2365 nucleotides. RefSeq names its product protein disulfide isomerase like, testis expressed (gene PDILT). Bases 213 to 1775 code for a protein of 520 amino acids. NCBI's taxonomy places the organism in Eukaryota, Metazoa, Chordata, Lepidosauria, Squamata, Phrynosomatidae. The transcript is spliced from 11 exons. The record is from RefSeq and is a predicted model, not a curated record. Gene Ontology annotation, biological process: protein folding. Gene Ontology annotation, molecular function: protein disulfide isomerase activity. Gene Ontology annotation, cellular component: endoplasmic reticulum.
CUAACUCUUUUUAGUGUGUGUGUGUGUGUGGGGAGGAUGAAGUUAGCUCUGUUUGCAGAAAGCUGUGUUCUUUCUAUAUCCAACCGUGUGGGAAUUGGGCCACGUGGGCAAAUGAUAAGGCUUAGGCAACGGAUUUCUUUUAAGCAUAGCAAGUUGGCUCCAGGUCCCUUUCCUUUUCUUGUUUAGUGCCUACAACCUGCCAGCUGGACAGAAUGAGAACCCGCUGGUUUCUCCUUUUUCUUGGUUUCAUUUCUUGGUCUUUAGGUGCAGUCGACGGUAGCAUCAGUCCAACAGAGAAGAAAUCAAAGAAAGGCAAACCAAUCAAAGAGGAGGACAAUGUCCUGGUCUUAAAAAAGAGCAACUUUGACCAGGCCCUGAAUGAGUCCAAGUUCCUGCUGGUUGAAUUCUAUAUUGCUUUAUCUGGGCCAUCUCAGAGUUUGGCUGCUGAAUUUGCUAAGGCUGCAGAACAAUUUAAGAACGAAGCUGUGGAUAUCCGAUUUGGCAAAGUGGAUGUGGCAGACCAGAAAGACUUGAAAAAAGAAUUCAACAUUCAAGAAUAUCCCACUCUGAAGUUUUUUGUAGAUGGAGACAGGAAAAAACCCAUUGACUGCAAAGGAGUCAGAGACGCCGCUAGCUUUGUUACAUGGGUUAAAAGAAGAAUAGGAUCUAGCAGUGUACUUAUUAACAGCACAGAACAGGCCAAAGCCUUCAUUGCUUCUGAAGAUUUGGCAGUGAUUGGCUUUUUCAAGAGACUUCAAGGUGGAGCUGCGGAGGUUUUCUAUGACUCUGCAAGAGAGGUCCCAGAACUCCCUUUUGGGGUAACCGCCAGUAAAGAGGUUUUCGCCAACUUCGGUGUGAGAGAAGAUAUGGUGAUUAUAUUUCAGAAGGGAAAGCCAAUUCAUAAUGAAGCAUCAGAAGAAGGCAAACUGAAUAAAGUGGAGCUCAUUCGAUUAAUAAAAACAUUUACUAUGGAUUUAGUCAUAGAGUAUAAUCUUGAGACGUCUGUGAAGAUUUUUGAUGUCCCUGUCGAAAGCCACAUUGUUCUGUUCAUGCCCAAAAACUCAGACGCAUUCAACGAAGCUUAUGAAAAUUACUCUUCUGUUGCCCCAGAAUUCAGGGGGAAGAUCAUGUUCAUCUUAGUGGAUACCGAUGAAACCCGAAAUGGCCGUGUGAUUGAAUAUUUCCGCGUCACUGAGGUGGAAGUCCCUGCUGUUCAAAUCCUAAACCUGACAAACGAUGCCCGGUACAAGAUGCCCGCAGAGGAAGUGUCCCCAGAAAACCUACGAACCUUCUGCCAGAACUACUUAGAAGGGAAAGCAAAGCAACAUUGGUCCAGCGAGGAAAUCCAAGAAGGCUGGGAUAAGAAGCCUGUGAAAGUGCUUGUUGCGAAAAACUUUGACAAAGUCGCCUUUAAUAAGAAAAACCAUGUCUUUGUAAUGUUCCAUGCACCUUGGUCUCACAACUGCCAAAAAUUGUUCCCAGUUUGGGAAGAGCUUGGCAAGAUGUACGAAAGCCGCAAAAAUGUUGUCAUUGCGAAAGUGGACUACACAGCAAACGAAAUCCUCUUAAUCAACUUAGAACGCUACCCCUUCUUCAGAUUGUUCCCUGCAGGAUCGACAACGGAGGUCAUCCCAUAUAAAGGCGAAUACACUCUUGAUGCUUUUGCUAAAUUCCUAGAAGAACAGAUUGAGGCACGAAAGAAGGAUUCGUCAAAGGCCAAAAAAGAAAAGAGCGUGGAAGAGGAGCUCAACACUGCGCAGAAGGAGGAAUUGUAGGAAGAGCGCUGCCUUCUCAAGGGUGGCUGAGCUGUGUAAAAUCAUUUUUAACGGGAUUGUGUAAAUUUAGGAAAGCAUUGAAAAUAAUAAACCAAGGUCAAACAAACACAACGGUUCACUAACGCUUGGCCAGAGCAGCUUCUCAACCGCCUGGAAGAAGUCUGUGGCUUCUCUCAAAGAGGGUUUCUUUGUUUUCCUCUCACUGUGUGCAGGAGUAAAGUCUGGAAAGUGUUUUUCCCCAUUCAAAAGAGAUUCAGGGAUCUGCAGGCUGCUCAGACCAACUUGUUCCACUAAUAAAAUAGGAUAGGAGUUGUGGCCCAGCAAAAUCUGGUCACACAACCUUUGCAUGGCCACGCGUUUGCCACCUGUACCUUACAACAUCCCCAUAACAUCAUCCCAAUACUGAUACUUCCUUAAUAAAAUUAGUGUAAAAGUGGAAGAAAAAGGAUCUGUAUUGCCUUUGGGUCUCAUCCCUUGAAAAAGACACAGUGGAACCAAACUAAAGAACUGUGUGUAUUUAGAUGCAUUCUCUGCAUUUCAGGGACUCAAAUACGCACAUUCAUCACCAAUAAAGUCUUAUUUUACACCAA